Molecule: messenger RNA, 2555 nt
Organism: Poeciliopsis prolifica (blackstripe livebearer)
Lineage: Eukaryota; Metazoa; Chordata; Actinopteri; Cyprinodontiformes; Poeciliidae
Gene: slc26a11
Product: solute carrier family 26 member 11
Exons: 15
Coding region: 329-2062 (577 amino acids)
Biological process (GO): transmembrane transport
Cellular component (GO): membrane
Molecular function (GO): secondary active sulfate transmembrane transporter activity
Source: RefSeq, a predicted model, not a curated record
AACAAAAAAAAAAAAAGAAAAGAAAAGGAAGUUGUUGCCGUUUUGGACGAGCAGUGAGCGUCUCAGCCGGGUUUUAGAGAAGUGGAUUUUAACAGCUAUUGUUUAACAGCGGUGGAUGUGAAAAAUCACAGCCUGGGCGAUGAAAGGCGCCAAGAGGAGGACUGCAGUCAGCACAAUGUGGUAAGGAGUUUGUUUGCUUUUGAGGAGUUCACAUAGACGCAUGCAUCCCCUUAGAGCAGGUGUGUUGUGUUUUCCUGAAUGCUGGGAAUCACAGCCGGAAGACCUGACGGCCUCAACAAGGGAACCCUGACCUCACUAGUUUUUGGAAAUGGAUCGGCCGCUGCACGGAGGACAGUCGUCCCGGUGCUGCUGUUCUCGCAGCACCCUGCAGUCCUUGCUGCCCAUUCUCUCCUGGUUACCCAAGUACAGGGUGCGGUACCUGCAGAUGGACCUGUUGGCGGGCCUCACUGUCGGACUGACCACCGUGCCGCAGGCUCUUGCUUACGCUGAAGUGGCGGGACUUCCUGUUCAGUACGGACUCUACUCUGCCUUCAUGGGCGGCUUCAUCUACACACUCCUGGGGACAUCCAAGGACGUGACACUGGGUCCAACAGCCAUCAUGUCCCUCCUGUGUUUCUCUGUGGUGGGCGGCCAGCCUCACCGGGCCGUCCUGCUCAGCCUCCUCUGUGGAGUCAUCCAGGCCGUCAUGGCGUUACUCAGAUUGGGAUUCCUGCUGGAUUUCAUCUCUUACCCUGUAAUUAAAGGCUUCACCUGCGCUGCUGCAAUCACCAUCGGCUUCGGCCAGGUCAAAAAUAUUCUGGGAAUCCGGGAUGUUCCCCACCAGUUCUUCCUGGAGGUUUACUACACCUUCCACAAGAUCCCAGAGGCCAGAGUGGGCGACGUGAUCCUGGGCCUGGUUUGUCUUGCUCUGCUGAUCACGCUGAUGUUCAUCAAGUCACAUCCGGGCUCUGACCAUGGAUCGUCAGUCUACUCCAGAUUUGCCAGGAAACUGGUGUGGACUGUGGCCACCAUGCGUAAUGCACUGGUGGUCGUGGCUGCGACUCUGGUGGCGUUUUCCUGGGACGCUUUUGGACAUCAUGUGUUCACCAUCACUGGCCACACGACUCAGGGACUCCCACCGUUCAGCCCUCCGCCCACGUCGGACACCACGUCCAACGGCACUGUCGUCCCUUUUAGAGAGAUUAUAGAGGACUUUGGAGGAGGACUGGCUGUGAUCCCUCUCAUGGGUCUGUUGGAGAGCAUUGCUAUCGCCAAAGCUUUUGCGAGUCAGAACAACUACAGGAUUGAUGCCAACCAGGAGCUGCUGGCCAUCGGCAUGACCAACAUCAUGGGCUCCUUCGUGUCAGCGUACCCCGUCACCGGCAGCUUCGGACGGACAGCGGUGAACUCUCAGACGGGGGUUUGCACCCCAGCUGGAGGCAUCGUCACCAGUGUGAUCGUGCUGCUGUCGUUGGCCUUCCUCAUGCCGGCUUUUUACUACAUCCCUAAAGCUUCUCUGGCUGCCGUCAUCAUCUGCGCGGUGGCUCCUAUGGUUGAUUACCGUGUCGUAAUAAAGAUGUGGAAGAUACAUCGGUUGGACCUGCUUCCUUUUGGGGUGACAUUCCUGUUGAGCUUCUGGGAAGUGCAGUACGGUAUCAUCGGAGGUGUGGCCGUCUCUGGAGCCCUGCUGCUGUACGCCAUGGCCAGACCCAAGAUGAAGGUGUCUGAUCACGGCGUAUUAGUGAUCGAGUUGAGCAGUGGGCUCAGUUUCCCUGCUGUGGAGCAUCUGAGCCACUUCAUACACACUCAGGCUCUGCAGACCUGUCCCCCGAAGUCUGUGGUGUUGGACUGCCAUCAUGUGAGCAUCAUAGAUUACACAGUGAUCAGCGAGCUGAAGGAUCUGCUCAGGCAGUUCCAACUGAGAAAGGUCCAGCUUAUGUUUUUAAGACUGCAGCCCGGAGUUCUGAAGGUUCUCCUUGCUGCUGAUCUGCAAGGCUUCAGAUACGCUGACAGCAUGGAAGAGGCGCUGCAGAUGGAGUCAGCGAGCCUUCUCAGCGACUAAAACCCGACCUGAUGGACCUCCGCCUGCAGAGGAGAUGUUUGAGACAGCUGAUCAUUUCUCACAUGGGAUUUUUAAAACACGAUACUGACAAUCGAAGGAACCUCUCAGAAACAUGCACUUAAGAUUUUAUCUGCUAAAUGUGUGUUAUCGCCUUUACCUAAAUUAACAUUCCAUUAUAUUUGAGGAGAGGUUUGACACCUCUCCUCAUUGUCAUUACAUUUAGCUAUCAUAUUUUUUCCUUUUCUUCCAUUGACCAAGUCAGAUUUUAAGAAUUAAAAAAGUGGAAAAACAUGCAAGUGAUGCUUCAAGAAAAACUAAUAUUAAAUAAUUAUGUAUUUUCUUAACUUAUGAAGGAUUUUAGGGAAAGAUAAAUAUUUUCUUUACGUGGAUGGAGAAGUUCUGUCUAAGUGAAAUAAUACAUAAAUGUCUUUGACAGAUUCCAUAUUUUUUACUAGAAUUUAUAUCAAAUAAACACAUAAUUUUGUUUUUGUUA